This is a messenger RNA of Pundamilia nyererei, 1882 nucleotides long. It is a transcript of the gene ing3, whose product is annotated as inhibitor of growth family, member 3. The record is from RefSeq and is a predicted model, not a curated record. NCBI's taxonomy places the organism in Eukaryota, Metazoa, Chordata, Actinopteri, Cichliformes, Cichlidae. Bases 109 to 1371 code for a protein of 420 amino acids. The transcript is spliced from 12 exons. Gene Ontology annotation, cellular component: NuA4 histone acetyltransferase complex.
GACCUCCUUUUUUCUGGGUAUUUUUUUCUGAGCAGACGUUGGCAGGCGGCGCCAUAUUGAAAGCAGAGAAUUGUCGGCGAAAACGACUGACACCUUAAAUUAAACACGAUGUUGUACCUGGAGGACUACCUGGAGAUGAUCGAGCAGCUACCCAUGGAUCUCCGCGACAGGUUUACGGAAAUGAGGGAGAUGGACCUGCAGGUUCAGAAUGCCACGGAUCAGCUGGAGCAGAAGGUCAUCGAGUUCUUCGUCAACGCCAAGAAGAACAAACCAGAGUGGAGAGAGGAGCAGAUGGAGGUCAUUAAAAAGGAUUACUACAAAGCUCUGGAAGAUGCAGAUGAGAAAGUCCAGCUGGCCAAUCAGAUCUAUGACCUGGUGGACCGACACCUGCGUAAACUGGACCAGGAACUGGCCAAGUUCAAGAUGGAGCUGGAGGCUGACAACGCUGGCAUCACUGAGAUCCUUGAGAGACGAUCGUUGGAGAUGGACAGCCCGUCUCAGCCUGUCAACAACCACCACGUUCACUCACACGCCGCCACAGAGAAGAGAAAAUAUAGCGCUCCGAGCCACCACACCACAGAACACGUCCCAGAGAAGAAGUUCAAGUCUGAAGCUCUGCUGUCCACGCUCACGUCAGACGCCUCCAAAGAGAACACGCCAGGCUGCCGUACCAACAGCACAUCCUCGUCCACCAACAAUGCGUACAGCGUCAACUCCUCCCAGCCUAUGGCCUACAACCUGAGCUCGCUGUCCUCAGGGCCCGGAGCUGGAGCUGGAGCCGGUGCCAUCACCAUGGCUGCUGCCCAGGCGGUGCAGGCCACAGCUCAGAUGAAGGAGGGCCGACGGACGUCCAGCCUCAAAGCGAGCUAUGAGGCCAUCAAAAACAACGACUUCCAGCUGGGCAGGGACUUCGCUCUGUCCCGGGAAAGCACUGCCGGAUACUCCUCCUCCGCCCUCGCCUCCACCCUCACUCAGACCCUCACCCCCAGCACCACCUCUGACUCUCGAGGACGCAAGUCCAAGAGCAGCAUUAAGUCUUCCAACCAUCAGUCAUCUUCGUCGUCCUCCUCCUCCUCACUGUCGUCCUGUUCUUCGUCAUCGGCGCUCGCUCAGGAGCUCUCCCAGCAGGCAUCGGUGCUGCCUGAAGCCGAGGCCAACAGUCAGGUGGACUGGACCUACGACCCCAACGAGCCCCGAUACUGCAUCUGUAACCAGGUUUCUUAUGGAGAGAUGGUCGGCUGUGACAACACAGACUGUCCGAUCGAGUGGUUCCACUACGGCUGUGUUGGCCUGACGGAGGCCCCGAAGGGGAAGUGGUACUGCCCUCAGUGCACAGCGGCCAUGAAGAGGAGGGGCAGCCGCCAUAAAUAGACACAUCUCCUUGUAACCUUCAUUAGAGGCGGCUGAGGUCAGAGGUCACCAACAGCAAACUGCUCAUCAUCAGACACUGAGGAUUUAAAGCCGUGUGGAGGAAGUGAUGUCAGCUCUGAGAGAAAUAAAAUCUGGGUUCAGUCUAAGCCUAAAAACAACCACAGUCUCUGCCAAAACUAGUGUUUGUUAUUCAGAUUCAGUGAAGUUAAUCUUGACAUUUUAAACUGGUCAGAAUAAUUAAUGAGUCUUUCUGUCAGAGCACAGAUACAACCCAGGUUUUAUAUUUGGUUAAUCUGGGAUUAUACUUGGAAUAGCCAAGUUUGUAAACCAGGUCUUUUUGUCUCCUUCCAUUAUAUGCAGAUUUUUCCCAGAGCUGAAAUUAUUUCCCAUGAGGCCAUGCUCCCCUCUCACUCAUUUAAAACUACAAACAGGAUGGGUUGUUGGACUACAACUAUGAAUGCCCGUUGGAGCCAAAUUAGAUGAGUCUCAUUUGACCUCCAUAGUAAGCCAG